AUGACCAUUUCGUUCUGGUUAAAAAUAUUGUCCAUCGGCUCUGGACGCUACCGCUACUAUCUGAGCUCCGGUACAUGCGGCGAUACAUGCGGUAUGGAUACUCGUGGUGUUGCCAUCUUCACGCAGGGCAACCUAUUAGGUUUCUCAUUGUCGCAGACCUUCAGCACUUGGACGAUCAUCCUGGAUUCCUCCAGCUACACAAUUGGUACGUGUCAAAAUAAAUCUUUCAUGCUGUGUGUCUAA
Protopolystoma xenopodis is the source of this 243-nucleotide messenger RNA. The record is from the annotation of a GenBank genome assembly. NCBI's taxonomy places the organism in Eukaryota, Metazoa, Platyhelminthes, Monogenea, Polystomatidea, Polystomatidae.